AUGGCAAGUCUGAGAUUCUGUUUCUGUUUCUUACUUUUCUGUGCAAGUAAUAUCAUACUUAUUCCAAACAGCUGCCUUGCCAAAAUAUGCCUUCCAAGACAACACAAUCCUUUGUUUGUAUUUGGAGACUCACUAUUUGAUGUUGGAAACAAUAAUUACAUCAACACAACUGAUCAGGCAAAUUAUGCACCGUAUGGGGAAAACUUCUUCAAGUACCCUUCUGGCAGAUAUUCUGAUGGGCGUGUUAUUCCAGAUUUCAUUGCUGAGUAUGCUAAAUUGCCAUUAAUCCAACCAUAUCUGUUUCCUGGUAAUCAUGAAUAUAUUGAUGGGGUCAAUUUUGCAUCAGCCGGUUCUGGGGCCUUAGUUGAAACUAAUCAAGGAAGGGUGAUAGACCUAAAAACUCAACUAAGUUAUUUCAAGAGAGUGAUCAAGGUUCUGCGGCAGAAACUACAAGAUGCAGAAACCAAAAGCCUACUGGCCAGAGCUGUCUACUUGAUCAGCAUUGGAAGCAAUGAUUAUUUGGGUCCUUUGAUGGAGAACUCCAGUGUCAUUGCUUCAUACUCUCCUGAAAAAUAUGUGGACAUGGUCCUUGGAAAUCUGACGACUGUGAUCAAAGAAAUACACAAGCAAGGAGGGAGGAAAUUUGGGUUUCUUAACGUGGGACCUUUGGGUUGUACUCCGCUGGUCAGGGUACUAGUGAAUGGAGGUGAAGGUCUCUGCAGAGAAGAAGUUUCAGCGCUAGUGAAGCUGCAUAACACUGCACUUUCUGUAGAGCUUCCCAAGUUGGAGAAACGACUUAAAGGAUUCAAAUAUUCACUUUACAAUUUCUAUGAUUCAGUUUUUGAUGUGAUAAGUCACCCUUCAAAGUAUGGGAGAGAAGGGAGUGAGGCAUGCUGUGGAAGCGGGCCUUACAGGGGAUAUCCCAGUUGUGGAGGCAAAAGACUAACAAAAGAUUAUGAAUUGUGUAAGAAUGCGAGUGAAUAUGUCUUCUUUGACUCAGUUCAUCCUUCUGAAAGGGCUAAUGAGCUUCUUUCCCAAUUCCUAUGGAAUGGAAAUCACACAAUCACAGGGCUUCACAAUCUGAAAGCACUAUUUCAACAAUGA
Molecule: messenger RNA, 1104 nt
Organism: Neltuma alba
Lineage: Eukaryota; Viridiplantae; Streptophyta; Magnoliopsida; Fabales; Fabaceae
Product: GDSL esterase/lipase 1-like
Exons: 5
Coding region: 1-1104 (367 amino acids)
Molecular function (GO): lipase activity
Source: RefSeq, a predicted model, not a curated record